AUGGGACCCAAACGCUCAGAAAAUGCUGCUAAAGGGAAUAAGGCAUCUCUAGCUAGUAUUAUUGUAACAAGCACGACUGGCGCUGGUGGAACGACAGCAGAACAAGAGCAACAACAACAACAACUACAGCAGCAGCAACAGCAAUGCACAGGAAAGUUUGCUGCGGAUAUCGAAUUAUGCUGUCGCGAACCAUCACUAGGCUAUCCGGUACCGAUUCCUGUUUUCAUCCGUGGCCAUUCACUUCCAGCGCCGCCUCCACCACCACCACUUGUUCUACAAAAUUCAUCGAAUCCCUCUCAGAGUCAAUUACAACAACAACAAUAUCCAUCUGCGGGAACUCUUUCGGGAAUGUCCGCAACUCCGUCCGUCAUCGGAGGAAUUGCUGAUGAUCAAAUGUCUGUAACUGGAAAAAAAACAUCUCGAUCCAGAUUACCUUCAAUUGGUCAAAUUGGAGUCCUUAUUGGAAUAACUGGCACCGAUAGUGACAGCAGACCAGCUAGUGCUACAGUACCAGAACCAACAAAAGUCGCUCCAUCACCUUACAAAACCUUUCAAUUAAUCGAUGAUAGUGAAUUCUUUCGACCGAAAUUGUUAGUCGACUCUGUCGGCAGUGAAACAGAACCGAUCGAUCAAAUAACAGCCCUUUAUAUUCGAGACUGGCAACUUGAUCAACGUUUUAUCGAAAUUCUAAAACGUGUUCUUCCUUUACAAGAACAAUUACACGUCCUGAAUUUCUGCUAUGUUGGUCUCAAUCAACAAACAACCAUCGCAUUGGUCGAAUUAUGCCAAGGGAUAAAGAACCUAAAAUAUGUCUCUCUAGAUGGAAAUCCACAAGCAUCGGAUUAUUUUUAUCAUCUGAUCGAAAACGAUGAUUCAAAAAUUCUUCAUUUAUCCCUUCGUUAUUGCAAUAUGACAGACCUUGGCGUUGAAAGACUCGCUAACGCUCUUGGAAACAUGUCGAAACAAAAUUGGAAACUACUAACCCUAGAUUUAAGCGGAAAUAGAAUUGGCGAUAAUGGUGGAAAAUCUUUAGCGACAGCGUUACGAUACAACCGCACAUUAAUAUCUCUAAAUCUUUCUUCAAAUUGUCUAACCGAUCAAAGUGCAGUUCUGUUUGCAUUGAUAUAA
Molecule: messenger RNA, 1128 nt
Organism: Adineta ricciae
Lineage: Eukaryota; Metazoa; Rotifera; Eurotatoria; Adinetida; Adinetidae
Source: the annotation of a GenBank genome assembly